This is a messenger RNA of Penicillium canescens, 960 nucleotides long. Its product is annotated as NAD(P)-dependent oxidoreductase. The coding region runs from base 1 to 960 and encodes 319 amino acids. Lineage: Eukaryota; Fungi; Ascomycota; Eurotiomycetes; Eurotiales; Aspergillaceae. The transcript is spliced from 2 exons. Gene Ontology annotation, molecular function: NADP binding; oxidoreductase activity, acting on the CH-OH group of donors, NAD or NADP as acceptor; NAD binding. The record is from RefSeq and is a predicted model, not a curated record.
AUGUCUGGACCUCGCGUUGCAUGGAUUGGCCUCGGUAACAUUGGCCGGGGCAUGAGCCUAAACAUCGCCCAGAAAGGGCCCCAAAACGGCCCCUUAAUCCUCUACAACCGCACCCAAUCCCGCGCAACAGCCCACGCCCAGAAACUCGGCGACAAAGCAACAGUCGCCGCAACCCUAAACGAAGCCGUUAACAAAGCCGACCUAAUCUUCACCUGCGUCGGCGACGACGCAGCGCUCGACUCAAUCGUGACCACAAUCCUAGAAGACAAGACCCUCGAUCUAAGCAACAAAACAUUCAUCGACUGCUCAACCGUGCACCCAGACACAUCGCGCAAAACGGAAUCCGCCUACAACGCCCGCGGCGCGGGCUUCGUCGCAUGCCCCGUCUUCGGCGCGCCGAAUAUGGCCGAUGUAGGCGGCUUGAUUGUCGUACCGGCUGGUAAACAAUCGUCCAUUGCGAAAGCACGACCCUUCCUCGACGGCGUAGUCGCCAAACAGAGCAUUGACCUAUCCAGUGGAACUGGAUCCGAUAUCGAUGUCGGAAAGGCAUCUACGAUGAAAGUCAUCGGGAACACAUUUAUCCUCAAUACCGUCGGUGUACUAGCCGAGUCACUUGUCGCGGCUGAGACCUCUGGACUGGGUGUUGGGCCGUUGAAGGAGUGGAUUGAUUUGUUUGCGCCGGGGCCUUUUGCGAAGUAUGCCGAUAGGAUGGUUGGGGGCGAUUAUUAUCAGCGGGAGGAGCCGCUUUUUGCGGUAGAUCUUGCCAGGAAGGAUUUGAGGCAUGCUUAUGGGAUUGCGGAGGGGGCUGGACAGCGCAUGAGGAAUGUUGAGGUUACUGAUUCUUUGUUGGAGGGGGUUAAGGGGGAACGGGGGGAGAGUGGGGAUAUUGCUGCUGUUUAUGGGGUUGUUAGGCAGAGGGCUGGGUUGGAGUUUGAGAAUGGGAAGGAGAAGGGGGAGUAG